Messenger RNA from Ipomoea triloba (trilobed morning glory), 1064 nucleotides. RefSeq lists its product as uncharacterized. Lineage: Eukaryota; Viridiplantae; Streptophyta; Magnoliopsida; Solanales; Convolvulaceae. The transcript is spliced from 4 exons. Bases 217 to 831 code for a protein of 204 amino acids. The record is from RefSeq and is a predicted model, not a curated record.
UCUACACACCCAUCCAAACCAGUUAAAAAACCUGAAUUUCACCAAACUUCUACCCACCUUCUAGAUUUUGGCUAAAUAUAAUAUUUCCGCAAUCUUUUUUUAGCAAUUCAACUUAUACAGUCUGGGAAAGAUAACAGAUAGUGAUGCUCUUCUGCAUCUUGAUAACAGUAACAUAAGAGAUUGAUCUGAUCAGCUCAGCUCAAGCAGCUUCUUGGUAUGGCCACAAACACCAAAUCCAGUGUUGUGAGGGUCAAACCCAGUGGCGGCGAUGGGUCAAUAUCGUCAUCUUCGAAGCCCAGGUUUGAUUCUUCCUCAUCUGUGACCAAGAAGAGAACUGUGGAGAUAUCCUCUCAUAAGCAAUCUGCUGAUGCCAAGGGCAAAACUAUCUCCAAAACUGAGGUAAAUGCAAAAGCAACCUCAAGUUCGACCAAGACUGUUAAGAAAACUGUUACUAGAACUCGGGAGAAGAAAGUUUAUUCCUUGCCAGGCCAGAAGUUUGAUGUUCCUGAAGAGCGAGAACCGUUGAGAUUAUUCUAUGAGUCGCUAUCAAAACAGAUUCCUUCAAGUGAAAUGGCAGAGUUUUGGUUGAUGGAACAUGGCCUGUUGUCACCCGAUAGAGCAAAGAAGGCGUUUGAGAAAAAACAGAGGAAGCAAAAGCAACUUAGGACGGGAACUCCAAUAAAGUCUCCAACACGGCCAGUAUCGAUUGGGAGUUCAAAACAACCACAACCGGUUUCCAAAAACGGUGAAAUAAAAGCAAAGAAACGUUUAAACAAAGAUAGUGAUGAUGAUGAUGAUUUUAUUUUGAGUCCAAAGCGGAGAAAAGGGUAAGAAGAAAUGCCCCCCUAAAACUGUAGUUCUAAAGAAAUUGUACCCCAUAGAUCUCCUUGAGUUUAGUCGCGAUGUACCAUUGAGCAAUAGAUUCUGAAGUGUUGUUGUGCAUCUAUAUUUCAUUACUGAACUACAUUGUGUAAUGUAACUUAGCAUAAAAGGAAAUUUCUUUUUCUUUAAAGGAUAUAGACAACUUUUAAAUGAUGAUUAUCUUUUGUUUUGUUUUAUUUUCA